Molecule: messenger RNA, 810 nt
Organism: Suillus discolor
Lineage: Eukaryota; Fungi; Basidiomycota; Agaricomycetes; Boletales; Suillaceae
Exons: 2
Coding region: 1-810 (269 amino acids)
Source: RefSeq, a predicted model, not a curated record
AUGUCCUCCUCACCUAACAUCCCCACUACUUCUUCCAAACCUGACUCUUGUCCUGACCAGUUCGUACAGGACAGCGCUCAUCAUGUCAAGCGCAACUGUGAUAAUCGGAGCAUAGGACCCAAAUCCAAAUCCAAAUCUCCCAUAUAUGAUGCAUCACAGCUUGAGGGCCUUCCCCCCAUAGUACAGCAUAUGUCGUGUUAUGCGAAGCGUGCAAGCUCAAGAUUCAAGCCCUAUCGGCUUGGCAGGCAUGUUCCUAACGCACUAGAGCACCGUUUCAUGGCGAAAAGUGUCAUGAAACAUCCAGAUGGUGUUAUCAGCUUGGCAGAUGUCCAGCAGGGAAAAGAUAUCUUGAGAAGAGGCCUGCAGCAUAUGUCAGACGCGGCCCUGCGGUCAGCUGUCAUCGCAAAGCGAGCUGAUGCAGAAAGCAAGCGCUUACACGCUCUUGCAACAGCUUGGGACCUCGAAUCAACCGAAAGACAUGCAAUACUUCUCCAAAUGAUUCUCCACGACAAUGCGGAAGACUAUCUUCACAGCCUGGAAGAUGCUCAUCUCUUCGAAUCGAUCAUGGUCAAACGUACCCGCCAGCAACUUGAAGAUGACGCGGAUUUCACAGUCGCUGCAUAUAGUCAUGAUGUUGUGGCACACAGUAUAACGGACAACCAACUUGAUCAACUGGAGGGCAUCAGUGCUGAGCGGAAUGUUCCCUUAGAGGACCCUGACAAAUCAGACUCGGAAGAUGUCGAAGAUCGCUUUAACGAUUACUUGGAUUUCAUACUGGAAGGGACGAAGAAUAUGAUCGCGGUUGGCUGA